This is a messenger RNA of Hippocampus zosterae (dwarf seahorse), 2772 nucleotides long. RefSeq names its product LON peptidase N-terminal domain and RING finger protein 3-like. The transcript is spliced from 12 exons. Lineage: Eukaryota; Metazoa; Chordata; Actinopteri; Syngnathiformes; Syngnathidae. The record is from RefSeq and is a predicted model, not a curated record. Bases 92 to 2320 code for a protein of 742 amino acids. Gene Ontology annotation, molecular function: protein binding.
CUCUGUUGAAUGUGACGUGAUGUGCCUGGAGGCACUCAGUGCUUCCUCGCAAACAUUUCACGCGUAACUUGAGCGGGGAUGCUCCACGCACAUGAGCUCCUGCAACAAGCCGGCCGCCAUGGGAACAGAGAGCGAGAGUAUGCUCCAGUUCGCCGCGGAAGCUUUCCGGGCGAAAAACUUCGACCUGGCCGCGGAUAUUUACGAAUGCCAGCUCGCGGCUUUGGAGGAUGGAGAGAGCCGACAGGAGCUGACCGUGAGGUGGGCGGACGCGCUCGCUUUCGGGGGGAAAUUCGCUGAGGCUUUCGUCGCUUAUCGGCAAGCCGCGGAGAUGGACAGACUGAGACCCGCGCACCUGGACAACCUUGUCGACUACCUGACCUCCAUCACCAGGCUGGACAGCGGCGGCGACCGGGGAGAGGACGCGGAGGCGGCGGGAUGCCCAGCUACAGGUUGCGGGUGCGAAGACUUCUCGUGCCGGAUUUGUCUGAGCUCGCUGUUCGAGCCCGUCACUCUGGCGUGCGGACACUGCUUCUGUAAAAAGUGUCUGGAGAGGGACAAGAACGAGAAGGAGGUGGUGUGCAAGGAGUGCAGGCUCAGCUCCCGAGUGGCAGUCCGCAGCUACAGGGUCAACGUGGUCCUCAGCAACCUGCUGGCCAAAUGGUUCCCGAGGGUGCACCGGGCCGGCCAGCUGCGGUUGGAGGGCAACGGCCUCUACUCGCAGAAGAAGGUGGAAGCGGCUCUGAAGAAAUACAACCAAGCCAUCUUGAUAUCACCCACGGACCACGUUCUGUUCAGUAACCGCUCCCAGAUCCACUCCAGUCUCAAACACUACGAAAAGGCGCUGAGAGAUGCUGAGGUGGCCUGCAGACUCAUGCCUCUGUGGUCCAAGGGUCAUAUUCGUAAGGCACAGGCUCUGAUGUCACUGGGCAGGACUGAGGAAGCCCUGAGAGAAUACCUUCUAUGUCUUUCUAUAGAGCCUGACUGUCGACUGGCCAGGAAUGAAGCGAACAAGCUCCUUAGUGACCUCUUGGCUCCCGUGACAAAUCAGGUGCCUGAACACAUCUGGGAUUUCCCCAACAUCCUGUCCUCUAGGGGGCGCAUGAAGAAGAGCAUCAACGCACCCUCUCAGCUCCUCGGCCUUGUCCCGCCGUCAUCCGAGUCGAGCGAGACUCCCGGUGCUCCUGCGAGCGGGAGGUUGGAUAGCAGUGAGGUCACAGUUCAAGGGGACGAGAAGAUGGACCGCUGUCUUCCAUACAAACGGAAGCGGAGGAUGAUAAAGGAGGAGUGGGAGGAGGAGCCGGGAGCAGAGGGGAAAAGUGAUGCCAAAAAAAGAUUGAAGUCUGAGUCGGCGGAGACAAACGAUUUGUUCAGUUCUGCACUUGGGGACCAUUUGGACCCAACAGAUCUGGAAUGUUCUCUUUGCAUGAGAUUGUUGUACGAGCCGGUGACGACGCCUUGCGGUCACACCUUCUGUCUCCAGUGUCUCAAGAGAUGUCUGGACCACAACCCAAAGUGUCCGCUUUGCAAAGAAGAACUGUCCGAAUACCUAGUCCAAAGACAAUACUGCAAGACCACAUUAAUGGAAAACCUCAUCGCCAGGUAUCUUCCGUUUGAGCUCAUGGAAAGACAGAAAAUUCACAACGAGGAGAUGGCUGAGCUCUCCAACCUCCACAAGAAGGUGCCUAUAUUUGUGUGCACCAUGGCCUUCCCCACCGUGCCCUGUCCGCUGCAUAUCUUCGAGCCCUGUUAUCGACUGAUGAUUCGCCGAUGCAUGGAGACGGGAACCAACUGCUUUGGCAUGUGUCUGGGGGACGACCUCAAAGGCUUUGCAGACUACGGGUGCCUGUUGGAGAUUCGUGAUGUGACGUUCUUCUCGGACGGGCGCUCGGUGGUGGACACCAUCGGCAGGCGCAGAUUUAAAGUCAUCCAACACAGCGAGAGGGAUGGCUACAACACAGCUGAUAUUGAGUACCUGGAGGAUGUCAAGGUGGAGGGCUUGGCGGUGGGGGAGCUGCAGUCUUUACAUGACACGGUGUACGACCAGGCCCUUGUUUGGGUCAACUCCCUGAAAACGGAGCAGAAGGAACGCAUUGAAGGCCACUUUGGACCCAUACCCGAGAAAGAUUCCGAACUUCAGGCGAGUCCAAAUGGUCCAUCAUGGUGUUGGUGGUUACUUGCUGUUCUUCCAUUAGAGGGCCGAGCACAGCUGCCUUUCCUUGCCAUCACCUCCCUGAAAGACCGCCUGAGCGGCAUCCGCAAAGUGCUGCUCUUCAUGUCACGCAGCAGACAUCGGGGACACGCCGUGGGCCACAGGUCAUAGUCCCGCCCGGCCGACCCCCACAACCUGCCCCCAAUCACGGACGACCAGUCGACCCGUUGUUCUUCCUUUUGAGACUUUCUCUUGAUGUGAUGGCACCUUCCCCUUUGUAGCGCAAUCCAUAAAAACAAACUCAUUCACGUGACGUUCAACUUCCAUUCGUCCGAGGGCUCUUCACACCUUCUGGAAAACAAACCAUCUCCUCUUUGUUUGAAUCUUCCAAUCUAAAGACGGACUUUUUACAUCUAGAUGGGUACUCUGCUUUCUGAUGAGGAUUAUCGUCUUCCUUUGUAACAUUUUACAUGAUGCUAAUGCGCACAACCUUCCACCUGGCUCCAGGCGCCACCUGGAGGCAUGGAAGUCGAUGUUCGUUGGCCUUUUUUGCAUGGCACUUCUCCUUUUUUAGAGUCAGUCGGCUGUGCUUCUGAUGUGAGGUAAUACACAUAAAAAUACAA